UGUGAACCAACAGUCUCUCCACAGCGCUGGGCUUCAGGAUGUUAUUUUUUUCGCUGAGAACAGAAAUGUUCUUUAUUUAGGCUACCUGGCCUCUUCAGAGAAGGUCUGCAUUUGCAUAUUAAUUCAUUUCAAGACGAGAUGUUAAUACAACAACCCGUGGUGGAUUGUUAGGCAGCAUCCGAUUAUUGAAUAGCAUUUGUUGGCUGCAGCUGUAUGCGACGGGAGACAACGUGCCAGAGGUGACUGCAUCUCAUCGCAGCAUUUAUUGAUAGACCAAGGGGGACUGAUGACAAUAACAAUUUCAGAUAGUAUUUAAUUGUGCUCGUCUACAACACAUACAGGUUAUCUACCUCGAGAAAUGCGUGCUUGCAGAACGCAUUAGCAGAAGAUGGAACAACAAUGACUUUUUUCAUAUAGAUCUCUGAAAGCUAUAGCCCAUGUGUAUGCCUAGCUUAAAGCAGGUCCCUCUUAUUGGACUUCUCAUUCACUAGUGCGUAAAAUGGGCAACAGUUUUUCUAACAUAGCUGCUUUUCAGUCCCUGCAUAUUGUUAUGCUGGGUUUAGAUUCUGCCGGUAAAACGACUGUUCUGUACCGCCUGAAAUUCAACGAAUUUGUGAACACUGUUCCCACAAUCGGAUUUAACACCGAGAGGAUAAAACUGAGUAACGGUACCGCCAAAGGGAUUAGUUGUCAUUUUUGGGACGUCGGGGGACAGGAGAAGCUGAGACCGUUGUGGAAAUCCUACAGUCGGUGCACGGAUGGCAUAAUUUACGUAGUGGACUCAGUGGACGUGGACAGACUAGAGGAAGCCAAAACAGAACUGCAUAAAGUUACCAAAUUCGCAGAAAACCAGGGGACUCCAUUACUGGUGAUAGCCAACAAGCAGGACUUGCCCAAGUCUCUACCGGUCCAUGAGAUUGAGAAGCAACUGGCACUGCACGAGCUCAGCCCUUCUACCACCUACCAUGUCCAGCCUGCAUGUGCCAUCAUAGGUGAAGGUCUCCAUGAAGGCAUGGAUAAACUGUAUGAAAUGAUUGUGAAACGAAGGAAAUCAUUGAAACAAAAGAAAAAGAGAUAAAAACUCAUUACUGUGAAGUUGACCGCUAUCUUCUGAGCUGCCUGCUACUGUACCGUGACUUUUGCUAUAGUGGGCAUGUCAGGUGAUUCUUGUUAUGAUCCACUGUAUAGCUUUGGGUUUAUUGGUGAAGCUAGUCACUUUUAGCUGUGCUGUUACAUUCAAUUACACAGAGGGAGGAAAAUAAAAACUUGCCUCUUGCUAUCAGAACUGUCCUUGACAGGCUGGUACCUGUUUGUUGCUGCGUCACAGUAUUUUCUUGUCAAUACUUUUUUUCUCCUGAAGAGUGCAUGGCCUACACAGCACUUUUUGACAGACUGGAGUAGCCCACAUUAUUUCCUGAUUGGAAUGAACGUCAUUAAUCAAUAUGCUUAUAAUUUUAUUUUCCCACUGCGAGCUCUGUUUAUGUUACUAACACAUUGAGAGAGACCGUCCAUUUCUUUCUAAUAUUUCCUCUGCUCAUUUGAUAACUGGGAAAACAGUGCUGUUUUAUAGUAGAAUACAAUAGCCUAUAUUGGGGUUAAGGUGUCUUUCGAAUAUAGAAGCCUAUUCAUAUAUUGCACGUUUCACCACAAUAUUAUUUGGAACGUUUGUUUUAUGACUGAUGCCCAUUCUACUUAAUGCAGUGCCGAUGAAGAUUUAGUCUGAAGUGCAUUACUGUGGCUUGGAAACACGAUUAUAUUCCGAAAGGAGGCUAAUAAUUAGUAGGACAAGCUUUUGUCAUUAUUGUUAUGUCGCCAGAUUGACUUUAGAUGCAGUAUAACUUUAGCUAGCUAAGAUUGAGGGGAGAGUGCAACAUUUUUGCUAGCUAACAUUAGCAUUGGUACCUAUUUCUGACAAACUUUGCUAUCUCACGGCAACAUUGUCAUCUCUCUCAAGUAAACUUGACGCCAUCAUAAUGAUGGCAAAGUUGUUUUCUACUAAUUAUUUGUCUUCUUCAGCAACAUCAUCGGAUUUCCAGGCCACUAUAGUGUAAUUUUAAUGAAACAGUAAUUAGCCCCCACUCAGAAAGUCUGGGACUGCAGUCCAAACACUUAAAAGACACAUCAUCAUUCACUUACUUUCGCCUUACAGGCUGACUACACCGCACGCGUCGCGUUGCAAAAAUACAUUUAAAAAUCUAUAUUAUUAAAUUAUUACGCCAACGAGCAUCUGCGUUGCCAAGGGCUAAAAUAGAAAUCAGUUAUAUUUGUGACGCAGAUCGUGCUGCAAGUCCUGCCUCUCCCAUCUCCUCAUUGGUUUAUAGAAGCAGGUACCCACGUGCCAUCUCCUCAUUGGUUAUACCCAUAUGGGUGACUGAAAGACGAACUAGGUCAGUGGCGGUAAUACACCUAAUUUAUGAAAGUUGCCAAUCUCAAUAUAAAGUCCAUAGAAGAAAAAGCUUAGAA
This is a messenger RNA of Oncorhynchus nerka (sockeye salmon), 2463 nucleotides long. RefSeq names its product ADP-ribosylation factor-like protein 4C. Bases 500 to 1078 code for a protein of 192 amino acids. Gene Ontology annotation, cellular component: cytoplasm; plasma membrane. The transcript has a single exon. Gene Ontology annotation, biological process: intracellular protein transport; endocytic recycling. The record is from RefSeq and is a predicted model, not a curated record. NCBI's taxonomy places the organism in Eukaryota, Metazoa, Chordata, Actinopteri, Salmoniformes, Salmonidae. Gene Ontology annotation, molecular function: GTP binding; GTPase activity.